AUGCGUGUCUUCGACUUGCAACUCAUCUCCAUUCAAAGGACGCAAUCGCAGGACGUCCCUACCGUGAAGAUCGCUCACUCGAACUAUCGGGUACUGGGUCUACCGGAUGAGGUGGCCUCUACAAUUUUCGACUAUACGUGGCUCGACAACCCGGACCGUGUUCAUACUCUCUUGGAUGCAAAACUCGUCUGUCGUGACUGGUGCAGGCUCAUCAAGGGAACGCCGAUACUCUGGGCGCGCGUGCAUGGCGACCUCAAGGGUGGUGACCCGCACGAGGAUAUCCUCUCCCUUACUACCCAUUACGGCUUGUGCACCAGCACCGACUUGCAAGUCCCGCACGAUGUUAUGCUCGAGCUGGUUCGCCAAUCUCGAUCGUUCUACGUUAUGGAUCACCUCUGGAAAUGGUGGAAGGAGCUCAACGAGGCCGCCGAGCCCUGGGUUAACCUUCGCCUUCUACACUUCCACGGUUAUAUAGAGCCAGGCGAGCCGGGUGUGGACGAUAGGAUCGCCGUCCUCGACUCCGCCAAGUUUCCAAACUUGGCGAGCCUUACGUGGGAGGGAAAGCUGGAACAUCGGUUGCUUGGUCUAACCAGCCUGACGGUCACCUUUCAUCACCCCGACCACGCUCGUCACUGCGCAGACAACCUUCCGCCACGGCUAGAAGUGCUCAUCAUAACGUUGACUACUUUCUUGGAUGGCGUUUGCUUCCAAGACAUCCUGCAACCCCUGUCGCAUAGGGGGUUGCUUGAACUAAGCGUGAUGUCCAAUGAUGGCGCAUCAAGGGACGCUGUGGCAAGAUUCAAACCCAUCAUCAUGGACAACCUCGUCAAGGUCGACACGCAGAGCCUCCUUCGUUUCGAGCCAGGACCCGGAGGUGCUCUGAACCGCAAUGAGGACCACUUCCCAUCCCUUCAGACGCUCAAUUGCCACUCCGUUCUUGAUGCGCAUGCCCUCCGGCUAUCCCGGCUCGUAAACUUUCCAACGUUACCGAGAGCGACCUUCACAUACGGUCUUACGAACCUUGAUCCCGAGGGAACUUCUUGGCCAUUCCAAUCUGUUGUCCACCGCCCCUCGUUGAUUCAAGCAAACGACGACGUCUGGAAGUCUUUCUGCCAUAGCGUCAUCUCCGGCCGGGACACCCUGGUCAUUACGGCGCGCGAGGUCCCCUUCCUCCAGGAGCCCAGCAUCACGCUAUCAGUCGUUGACGAACAGGACCUUCCUCUUGAUGGAUAUCUCGGCGUCGAACGUGUGCGCGGUAGACACCUUCAUGUGGCGCUGUGCUCUACCGCAAUGUGUGCGGCAAGCGACGCUAGCGACGUGUCCCGGACCAGUGCGGUACACUCGAUGUCCCUUGUGUCAAGUCAUAGCAUAAAGAAGGUCUAUCUAAGACUCGUCCGCCUUGUCGAGAAGCCGAGCGACAGCGACUGGGAUUCGGGAGACUCUUGGCAUUCGAAGAUACCGUUCGACCCCACAGCUGUUGACGACAAGCGCAAUGUUGAGCAGCUAUGCAACGACCUGCGGUGGAUGUUGAACGUGAACUACUUCAUGGCCGACCUUGGGCACAAGAACCAAGAGGAAAUCGGGUUCCUCAAAGCGCUCUUGAAGAACAACACCGACGAGCGCGACACCCCCGGCCAGGUGACGAUGUCUAAGCUUGCUUGCAUCGCUGUGCGUGUCACUGCACUGCGCCUUGCUGGGAAGUUCUGGAAGGACCUGCUAUCGCUCGCCCGUGUGCGUAGCAAGCUAGCUGUUGCAGGGCGUUGUGUGCACAUGCGCGUCGCAAUUUUCUCGCGUCUCGGUUCGAGCAUUCAAGGCGCGACAUUCGAAGAUUCCAAGUAUCUAGAGGAACUGGCAUCUGAAGUGGGCGUUACCAUGCACGACGUUUGA
Molecule: messenger RNA, 1887 nt
Organism: Peniophora sp. CBMAI 1063
Lineage: Eukaryota; Fungi; Basidiomycota; Agaricomycetes; Russulales; Peniophoraceae
Source: the annotation of a GenBank genome assembly